AGAGGGCACAGUGAAACUGCUUCCAGAAACUUUGGCCGGAAGAGGGGGCUAACUGAUGGCAGUGCCUCUAGCUACCCCACCCCCCACCUGAUGUAAGGCUUCCAGCCACCCCCUUCUGCACCAGAAGUUCAGCUUCUUUAGACUGAAUGGUGGCGGCACAGCGCUCAGCACUCGGCUGCUAACUGAAAGCUCCCCGCAGCCACCCCAGCUUCCAGAAUGGCCAACCGGGGCCCUUCCUAUGGCCUGAGCCGGGAGGUGCAGCAGAAGAUUGAGAAACAGUACGACCCAGACCUGGAACACAUCCUGAUCCAGUGGAUUACCACCCAGUGCCGCAAGGAUGUGGGCCGGCCUCAGCCUGGCCGGGAGAACUUCCAGAACUGGCUCAAGGAUGGCACGGUGCUCUGUGAGCUCAUUAAUGCGCUGUACCCUGAGGGCCAGGGCCCGGUGAAGAAGAUCCAGUCCUCCACCAUGGCCUUCAAGCAGAUGGAGCAGAUCUCCCAAUUCCUGCAAGCAGCCGAGCGCUAUGGCAUCAACACUACCGACAUCUUUCAGACUGUGGACCUCUGGGAAGCAAAGAACAUGGCCUGUGUACAACGGACGCUGAUGAAUCUGGGUGGCCUGGCAGUAGCCCGGGACGAUGGGCUCUUUUCUGGAGACCCCAACUGGUUUCCUAAGAAAUCCAAGGAGAACCCACGGAACUUCUCGGACAACCAGCUGCAAGAGGGCAAAAACGUGAUAGGGUUGCAGAUGGGCACCAACCGCGGGGCAUCUCAGGCAGGCAUGACUGGCUACGGGAUGCCACGCCAGAUCCUCUGAGCCUGCCCCCACCCACCCCACCCCCGCCUGGCCCUCUGUGAAUGGUUAAUAUAUAGAAAUAUUUUGUGUUCAGCAGUGACAGCCCCUGAGGGCUCCCUGAGCCCUCUGCCAGGGUUGGGGACCAGCCUGGCCUGUCUCCUCUGGAGGUGCCCAGUGGUGGCCUCUCCCCAUACUUACUAAUACAUUCCCACCCCUGCCCCAAACUGGACCAGCUGGCUUCUUCUUUUCUCCUGGGACCAAACUGUGGGGGGUGUCUCCACCCCCAGUUCCUUUUCUCUCUCCCACCGGGCUCUAUGCCCUCACUGCAUUCCUGGGCUGGGGGCCCAGGGGGUGCCUCCCGGCCUUCUGAUGCUGCACUGGCCUGCCUUCCACCAGCUGUGGUUGCAGAGGCCUCGUUGAGAGGGAGGGGCCUGUGGCGGCUGCCACGCCAGCCACAGCUGGACCACGUUCACCGCGCCUCCGGGGCAGCCUUCCAUAGCAGCGGGCCCCGAGACUUCUCAUUUUCCAUUCCCCUUGCUGUGGCUAAGGGGUGGCAGAGGAAGGAGGGCUGCCCACCGCGUGGUCUGGGCCUUGAGGAAUGUGAGUUUGCUGAUUUAAAUAAAGAAUCCCAGUCUUUUUUGGAUGGA
Echinops telfairi (small Madagascar hedgehog) is the source of this 1442-nucleotide messenger RNA. It is a transcript of the gene TAGLN2, whose product is annotated as transgelin 2. Lineage: Eukaryota; Metazoa; Chordata; Mammalia; Afrosoricida; Tenrecidae. Gene Ontology annotation, molecular function: protein binding. The coding region runs from base 217 to 816 and encodes 199 amino acids. The transcript is spliced from 5 exons. The record is from RefSeq and is a predicted model, not a curated record.